Messenger RNA from Anolis sagrei ordinatus, 2033 nucleotides. RefSeq names its product cytosolic phospholipase A2 delta-like. The record is from RefSeq and is a predicted model, not a curated record. NCBI's taxonomy places the organism in Eukaryota, Metazoa, Chordata, Lepidosauria, Squamata, Anolidae. Gene Ontology annotation, molecular function: calcium-dependent phospholipid binding; calcium ion binding. Gene Ontology annotation, cellular component: cytosol. Gene Ontology annotation, biological process: glycerophospholipid catabolic process.
UUGAAGUUGCAGCUCAGAGUUAAUGACUGCCCAGGAGAUUUGGAUGUACGUUUGGCAUGCGAUCUCUGCAAGGCUGAGCAAGAUUUCCUGUGUAAGAGGAAGAAGCAUGUGGCCAGGGCACUAGAAAAGCUCCUGGAACAGAAGCUGCAAAGUCAUGAGGUCCCAGUGAUCGCCGUGAUGGCAACAGGAGGAGGAGCCAGGGCCAUGUCAGCAUUUUAUGGCCAUCUGUCUGCCCUGCAGAAGUUAAACCUCUUAGACUGCAUUACGUAUCUCUGCGGAGCCUCUGGGUCAACAUGGACAAUGAGGAGUUUGUAUGAAGACAAUGAUUGGUCUCAAAAAGAUCUGACUGGCCCAAUCCACAAAGCACAAGAGCACAUUGUUAGGAACAAGUCAAACGUUUUCUCCUUGGAAGCGCUACAGUUCUAUGAUCAGGAGCUGAGACGGAGGAGUCAAGAAGGAUACUCGGUUUCUUUUACUGAUAUGUGGUCACUCAUAAUUGAUCGUAUGUUCCAUGAUGAGAGUAAUAGCAAACUCUCUGAUCAGCAACAGGCUGUGAAUCAAGGGCAAAACCCACUACCCCUUUAUGUGGCCCUUAAUGUCAAGGAAGAUGCCCAAACCACUUCUGAAUUUAAAGAAUGGUGUGAAUUUUCCCCCUACGAGGUGGGAUUUUCUAAAUAUGGGGCUUUCAUUCGCUCAGAGGAUUUUGGAAGUGAGUUCUACAUGGGGCGAUUGAUGAAGAAGAAACCAGAAUCUAGGAUUUGCUAUUUGGAAGGAAUUUGGAGCAAUAUAUUUUCCCUGAACUUGGUAGAUGUAUGGAAUUUAUACCAAUUAUGGAAGUGGCCUUUCUCAGGUCAAGAAAAGGAUAACAGCAGAGGCAGCACUUCUACAACUCAGGUCUCUGAAUAUCAUGCAUUUUAUGAUACGCCCAGCAUCAUUAAUGGAGUUCUGACCCGUCGGCCAAUAGGUGAACAGAAACCUAACUUUUUGAGAGGUCUCCAACUGCACAAAGACUAUUACCAAAACAAAUCAUUUUCUAUGUGGCAAGAUAGUCUUCUGGACCAGCACCCCAACUAUCUUACACCACUGGAAAAAGAGCUGUGUCUUGUUGAUGCUGGAUAUUUCAUUAAUACCAGUUUCCCACCACUGUUAAGAAAGGAAAGGAAUGUGGAUGUUAUCAUAUCACUUGACUAUCACUUAAUGGAGACCAAGCUUAAGUCUAUAGAAAAAAUGAGCAAAUACUGCUUUGACCAGGAGAUACCCUUUCCAAAGAUUGUGCUGACAGAAGAAGAAAGGAGCAACCCAAAGGAAUGUUACCUUUUUGAGGAUAAGGAGAACCCAGAAUCUCCAAUCAUACUCCACUUUCCAUUGGUGAAUAGAUCUUUCAAGGAGUACAAAAGGCCAGGAAUUAAGCGGAAAUCUGCAGAAAAGACUGAAGGGGAGGUGGAUUUGGACAGUUCAAUGUCACCAUAUAAAAUGACAGAUUUGACAUACACAGAGGAUGAAUUCAACAAACUGCUAAGCUUAUGUGACUAUAACAUCCUGAACAACAGAGAACUGAUUCUACAAGCUUUGUGGACUGCAAUAGAAAGGAGAAACAAAAGCAAACUCUGAAUCGACCUAGGCAGGAUUUCAGGAAUGAUUUUCUGCCCUUUUUGAAAGACCUAAAAUAGAAAAUAGCUUGGGCACUCGGUGUGGAAUCAUUUUUCCCUCUUUUUUAAUGUUUUUGCUAACACUUUCAAACUGCAUUCUUCAUGUCUCAGAGUGCAUUUACACUGUUGAAUGCAAUUUGACAUUUUAACUGCCAUGCUCAAUACUAUGGAAUAAAGAGAAUAAAGUUUUACAAAAUCUUUAGCCUUCGUUGCCAAAGAGUGCUGGCUCCUCACCAAAAUACCACUCCCAGGUUGUCAUAGCAUUGAACCAUGGUGGUUUAAGUGGUUUCAAACCGCAUUCAUUCAACAGUGUAGAUGCGUCCUUAGUGAAACAUUUUCAUGUAUUUCAGAAUAUAAUAUACUAUGUAAUGUAAAUUACUUCUG